This is a messenger RNA of Pseudopipra pipra, 2678 nucleotides long. RefSeq names its product distal-less homeobox 3 (gene DLX3). Gene Ontology annotation, molecular function: RNA polymerase II cis-regulatory region sequence-specific DNA binding; DNA-binding transcription factor activity, RNA polymerase II-specific. Gene Ontology annotation, biological process: embryo development; epithelial cell differentiation; regulation of transcription by RNA polymerase II. NCBI's taxonomy places the organism in Eukaryota, Metazoa, Chordata, Aves, Passeriformes, Pipridae. The record is from RefSeq and is a predicted model, not a curated record. The coding region runs from base 374 to 1222 and encodes 282 amino acids. The transcript is spliced from 3 exons.
UCCUUCGCCUUCCUUCACCCACUCUUUGUUGUUUCUUGAGAGAGGGAAAGAAGGGAGGGAAAAAAAAAAUAAGGGAGAGAGAAAAAAAAUAAAAAAGAACCCACACAGGAGGAGGCAGGAGCCUAUUUUGCCUCCCAGGCAAUAUUUCUGGAGCCAAUCGGAAUGCGCACCCACCCUGCCCUGCUCCCUAAUUAAAGGCUUUAAGCAGGCGGCCGGGGCCGGAGGUUUGGGCACAGUCUCUUUGGUUGCUCCUCGCAAAGAGCCGCAGCGCAGGAUCCAGCUCCGGGCACGCCAGGCCUGACGCGGCAGCCGGAGCCGCCAGGUUGGGGGGUCCCCAGCCGGGCAGGCAGCUCCCCCCUCGCCAGUGCCAGCGAUGAGCGGCUCUUUCGAUAAGAAGCUUUCCAGCAUCCUCACGGACCUGUCGGGCUCGCUGAGCUGCCAUGCCGCCUCCAAGGACUCGCCCACCUUACCGGAGUCCUCCGUCACCGAUUUGGGCUACUACACCAGCCAGCACGACUACUACCCGGGCCAGUCCUACAGCCAGCCCGUGAGCCACUACCCCUACCACCAGUUCAACCUCAACGGCAUUGGCGCCGCCGGCACCUACUCGCCCAAAUCCGACUAUUCCUACAGCCCUUCCUACCGCCAGUACGGCCACUUCAGGGACCAGCAGCUCCCGGCGCAAGAAGCAGUGUCGGUGAAGGAGGAGCCGGAGCCGGAGGUGCGGAUGGUCAACGGGAAACCCAAGAAGAUCCGUAAGCCCCGCACCAUCUACUCCAGUUACCAACUGGCUGCCCUGCAACGCCGAUUCCAGAAAGCCCAGUACCUGGCGCUGCCCGAGCGGGCUGAACUGGCCGCCCAGCUGGGGCUCACCCAGACCCAGGUGAAGAUCUGGUUCCAGAACCGCCGCUCCAAGUUCAAGAAGCUGUACAAGAACGGCGAGGUGCCGCUGGAGCACAGCCCCAACAACAGCGACUCCAUGGCCUGCAACUCGCCCCCCUCCCCGGCCGUCUGGGACAGUAACUCGCACGGCAGCGCGCCGGGCCGGACCCCGCUCCCGCAGCCGCUCCCCUACAGCUCCUCGCCCGGGUUUCUGGAGGAGCACAACCCCUGGUACCACCCGCAGCCCCUCGGCGGAGCCCACGGACCCCACCAGGCACAGCCGGCCAGCACGAUGCACCACACCUCCCCGGGGCCCCCCAACGCCGGCGCCGUCUACUAACAGGGAGAGCCAGGGCCGAGAGACAGUGGCAGAACUCCUUUGCCUCCUUUUUUUCCCCUCCUACUUUUUACUUUUUCUUCUUUUUUUUUUUUUAAAAAAAAAAAAGGAAAAGAAAGGACACCCGUGUACACGCACCCCUAGACACACUUACCUCCCCUCUCCCCGCUCAUCUCAGGAACCAGAGGACUGCAAAGGGUUCAAAUCCUCCACUCCCAGCGUGGGAAAAGGCGGAAAAUUCUUCUUCUGCAUUUAUUUUUUUUUUAUUUUUCCAUCGCCUUCCCCCCUAUAAUAAAACCGGCCCCCCCAGGGGCCUCGUCCCGCUGCAGGUCCCUCUCUGGAGCUUUGCCUUUGGGGGUCACCCCACUGAGUGAGCCCCGAGCAGGAGUGGGCACCCAGGAGGGGCACCCGGAGCCCCCACAUUCCGUGGGGAUGGAGGACACGGUCCCAGGUCGGGAUGGAGGACACGGUGUCCCAGGUCAGGAUGGAGGACACGGUCCCAGGUCAGGAUGGAGGACACGGUCCCAGGUCAGGAUGGAGGACACACUGUCCCAGGUUGGGAUGGAGGACACACUGUCCCAGGUCGGGAUGGAGGACACACUGUCCCAGGUCAGGAUGGACACUGUCCCAGGUCAGGAUGGAGGACACGGUCCCAGGUCAGGAUGGAGGACACGGUCCCAGGUCGGGAUGGAGGACACACUGUCCCAGGUCGGGAUGGAGGACACUGUCCCAGGUUGGGAUGGAGGACACUGUCCCAGGUUGGGAUGGAGGACAUGGUCCCAGGUCAGGAUGGAGGACACUGUCCCAGGUUGGGAUGGAGGACACUGUCCCAGGUUGGGAUGGAGGACACGGUCCCAGGUCAGGAUGGAGGAUGCUGUCCCAGGUCAGGAUGGAGGACAUGGUCCCAGGUUGGGAUGGAGGACACUGUCCCAGGUGGUCGCCGACGCUGGAGGAGCGGGAUGUGCUUCACCCUGGCUCCAGAAUCCACAGACUGGGAGUGAUUUGGGGGGUGACAGACACCCCACAGGAGCAAACCCAGGACCCUCAGCCCAGCAGCUCCGUGGGAAUCCCCCGGGACGAUGCUCAGACAACAAGGUGGUUAUUUAAAAUUAAAUAAAAAGUGGGUGGGUGGGGGGAAUUAUUUUAAUAUUUAAACAGUUCAGGAAUGGUUUAAGUUAUUUUUGAAAGAGGAAAGUCGUGUUAAUCUCCGUUUUCUGGCAGUGCCUCUGGGUGUGGGUUAAGGAACGGCGACAAAAAUGCCUAUUUUUUAACUAAAUCGACAACAUAUUUUAAAGGAAAAAAAAAAGCCCGAACUCUUUCCUAUUUUUUAAGAGAAUAGUGCUAUUUUUUUAAGCUGAAAGUGCCGUUUUAAGGAGUGUUCAUACGUGUUGUACAGUCCCGGGGACCUUAUUUAUGUUGCCUUAUAUAAAUAGGGGUGUUUGGGGGGGAAAAAAAGCGA